AUAGCCGUAAGCUUGUGCGGCGUAACAUGCAGCUUGCUCGUUCCUGAAACCCAGGUAUUGCAGACCGGCGGCCUGCAUGCUUAGCGCCAGGUCAAUCACCGGGUGGCCCAUGAUGCCGAAGACCAACGACCUCAACGAGGCGAAUGACAAGAAACGGAUCAGUCAGCAUGCAUCGACAGCCGGACGUGUGUCAAGAGUGCGACGAGCGUACGCCGUUAAUCUCGGCGCGAACGACAAAACGAUGGAUUCCAAUGCGGAUUCUGAUGUGCGUGAUGAUGUUUACGGCCUGCUGGACCAGUUACAAUUGCCGCCUGCAGAUGCCGAUCUUGGUGGUGCCGAUGAUCAAGGAGAUGCCGGUCAACCACACGGUGGCCGGCGUAUGCGUGUUCAAUGAGACUGCACGACGACGACGAGACGUCAAUCCGCUCGAUCCAGGCAGCUAUCUGGAAACAUAUAUCCUGGACCGCGUCCAGGAGGACGAGGACCAGACAUUGCACUCGCUGCAUCGCCGUGAUGUCCCUGCGCGACCCUCGGACGCUCCAUACGCUUUCUUCAGCGGUCUACCGUUUGACUGGACGCCGUUCGUGCGCGGCCAACUGUUGGCCAGUUACAGCUACGGCAAUGUACCCGGCAACUUCAUCGGCGGCUGGGUGUCCCUGAGAUACGGACCGCGAAAAGCGGUGCUCUGGUCGUCGAUCCUGGCCGCCACGAUCUCCCUGAUAAGCCCAUUCCUCGCGCAGGCACACUGGGGUGUCCUCUUGUUCUCCAGGAUCAUCAUCGGCGUCACGGGUGGCGUGACAUUCCCCGCGUGCCAUACCAUGGUCGCCAAGUGGGCUCCGCCGCAUGAAAGGGCACGUUUCAUCUGGUCCCUGCUGGGUGGCACCUUCGGCACCAUCCUCACUUACCCGAUGAUAGCCGGUAUCGCGGAGUGUCUCAAUUGGGAGUCGGGUUGGUACAUACCGUCCUUGCUAAUGUUCCUGUGGAUCGGCUUCUGGGCGCUGAUUGCCUACGACUCGCCCUCAGAGCACCCGGGCAUCUCUACCGAGGAGAAGGAUUACAUCCUAAACGCGCAAACGGGAAUCGUUCGCACUGAGAAACCGACGUGGAAGCAAACUCCAGUGCGGCAGAUACUGACGUCGAUACCGUUCAUCAGUCUAAUCAUAUGCCACUUUGGAAAUCUCUUCUUGCUGUUCUUCUAUCAAAACUCGCUGAUGUUGUACCUGACCAAAGCGCUGGGAUUCCAGUUAACGAGGGGCGGCGCCGCGGCCGGCGCGCCCUGGGCCGGCAGGAUGUUGUUCGGUUUCUUCUUCAGUUGGGCGGGUGAUACCAUCAAGAGGAAGCAGAUUAUCAGCGUCACCCUCCUGCGAAAGCUCGCGACUAUAUUUUCGCACUUUUUACCGGGUAUCUUCUUGGUAUUGGUCGGCUACGUUGGCUGCGACUUCGUGCUCGCGAACAUCUUCCUGGUACUGGCGUUGGGCUUCAACGGCGCCGCUCUCAUUUCCAAUUUGUCGAACAAUCAGGAUCUCGCGCCGAACUUUGCCGGCUUCCUCUACGGCAUCAUGAACACGGUCGGUACUACAUCUGGUUUCAUCAUACCACCCAUUGUUGAGGAAAUCGCCGGAAAAUAUGGGCAUCCGAUCGACAGGUGGCAAAUACUCUUCUGGAUCGGCGCGGCAGUGUGCAUUGGCAGCAUGAUUGUAUUCCUGUUUGGAGGUAGCGGUAACAUACAGAGCUGGAAUGAGCUUCAGGUAGAUAGACCGGCCGAGAACGCGGAGGAUGAAGAGCGCAAAGCGAAGCCUGCUACAAAUACCUAAACGUACGGAGGCUAAUGCAGUCAAAAUCUUCAUUCAAGUAUCGAUAUGUCGUGAACAAAGUGAUAAAAAUAUUCCGUUGUUGAAAACGAUGUUCUGAGCAAUGCCAGAAGACACUUUAAGAAAGAUUCGCAAGGACCAAGAUGUACAAAAAGGACCUGAGAAGUCAAGACUGAAGAAUAUCGAACAAAUCAUUGGAAAACAAAAUAUAUAUGACAAAUUUCCUGACUGUUAUUUAUAUUCUGACUGUUCAAGAAACUCUGUAGCAAGGCUUGAUAAAAUUAGAAAAUGCAUUCAAAGAGGUUUUGGAAAUCUUGGACCUAGGGGACGCCUAAGGAAUUGAGACUCUUGAAAAUGUUGACUUUAAAAUCACAAUACUUUUUAAUGGCUGUUCGACGAAUUGAGGAGAAUGUUUGAACUAUUGAAAUGUUAUUUUACGGACUGUUUCAUAGGCUUCUGUUUGCAGUAUUUAAAAAUUGAGCGCUCCUCUCGUCAAGAAGUCCCAAUCUUUUCUUUGAUUUUUAUUCUACAGACAAACUCGAUUAUUGCGAUGCGUUAUACCGAGUAACAAAGUUGUAUCACGUAUUACUUGUUAUAGUUCAGAUUAUUUAUUUUACUUUGUACUCGGCAGUAUGGAUCGUUACAUUAAACUUUUUCUACAC
This is a messenger RNA of Ooceraea biroi (clonal raider ant), 2473 nucleotides long. Its product is annotated as sialin. Gene Ontology annotation, biological process: transmembrane transport; monoatomic anion transport. Gene Ontology annotation, molecular function: transmembrane transporter activity. NCBI's taxonomy places the organism in Eukaryota, Metazoa, Arthropoda, Insecta, Hymenoptera, Formicidae. The record is from RefSeq and is a predicted model, not a curated record. Gene Ontology annotation, cellular component: membrane.